AUGUCUACCAGUGUAUUACCGGUUAUUCAAACUGAACUUAACCGUUAUGGAUUAUCCAUUAUACUCAUUUUGGGUAUAAUAGGUAAUAGUUUCAUUAUAAUACUUUUUAGAAAAUAUCGUCAAAAUUCUUGUUCAAUGUAUUUCUUUUGGGCAUCUAUUAUAAACAAUCUUUAUCUCCUAUUUGCUAUUCCACCAACACUCUAUAGUAUUAAUUAUGGUGAUUUAAAUUCUCGCUCUUUAAUCUAUUAUAAAUUACGGUUUUAUUUAACAAAUACAUUAGGUCAAUCAGCGAGAUAUUGUAUUAUUUUAGCAUGUAUUAAUCGUUUAAUCUUAACAACAAUGAAUGCUUAUUUUCAAAUUUUUAUUCAACCAACAAACGCACGAUAUUUAAUAUGUAUUAUAUUUCUUUUUUGGCAUCUUUUUCCAAUUCAUAUACUGUUCUCAACAACAAUUAUUAAUGAACGAUGUAAUCAAUUUUUGGUUUAUAUUAUAUUUUACAUAAUAUUUAUUUAA
Molecule: messenger RNA, 513 nt
Organism: Rotaria sp. Silwood2
Lineage: Eukaryota; Metazoa; Rotifera; Eurotatoria; Philodinida; Philodinidae
Source: the annotation of a GenBank genome assembly